Molecule: messenger RNA, 516 nt
Organism: Oreochromis niloticus (Nile tilapia)
Lineage: Eukaryota; Metazoa; Chordata; Actinopteri; Cichliformes; Cichlidae
Product: putative DMBT1-like protein
Exons: 3
Coding region: 64-516 (150 amino acids)
Cellular component (GO): membrane
Source: RefSeq, a predicted model, not a curated record
CCAAGAGCACAUGAUCUUCUUGUAUAGAGAUAAGACAUCAAGCAGCAGCCUUUUUUCUCAGUCAUGGACGGCAGAGAGAAGAGAGCGCUUCACUUCUUGAUCUUCGCUGCUUAUCUCGUGGUCUCAUCUUCACCUUCUGCAGGUCUGAUCAGAUUAGCUGGAUCUGGGUCCACUCAGUGCUCUGGAAGAGUUGAAAUCUAUAACUCUUACUCUUACCCUUACUAUUCCUGGGGAACAGUGUGUGAUGAUGGCUGGGACUUACAAGAUGCUGAGGUGGUCUGUAGAGAGCAGAGCUGUGGGAUAGCUCUGGAGGCUCUUGGGUCUGCUUACUUUGGUCAAGGUACAGGAACUUUCUUGCACAGUAAUGUGGACUGUUCAGGAAGUGAAACUUCUCUAGACAAUUGUAGGUACAGCAGCUAUAUUAGUUAUUACUGUCACCAUGGUCGGGAUGCUGGCGUCGUCUGUUCAGGUAAGAAAACUUUCUAUAAUGUUUAUGGUCUUAUCACUUUACAAUAA